GUCGAUGUUCCCUCCACUUUCCACAUCUCCUCGUUCCACAUCUCAUUCAACAUUUCAUUCCACAAUCCACAAUGGCAGACAUAACCCCACCGUCAUCACAGCAGAACACUCCACAGCGCACUAUCGACAACUCGCUCGCCAAUCCCGAUCCAGCCGCGAUGGACGUCGAUCUCGACGAAGACUUGGAGAGCAUCGCAAGUGAGGGCAGCGACAAGAUCUCGGUCCCGUCUGGCGCAGAGAGGGCGAACCAAGUGCGACAGGCGGUUGAGGCGGAUGCUGAUGAGAGUGGAGACGAAGGCGACGAGGAGGUUGAAGCCGAGGACGAGGCCGGGGCUGAGGAGAAGGGUAAAGUCGAGAAGAAGGAUAAAGCGCCUCUCGGCGGUCCUACCAAGAAACGGACAAAACGACCAUUCAAGGGCCAGUCUUUGUCAACACAUCCGCACUCGCAUGCUGCCCGUCCCCGUCCGCGGACAGAAGGUCCUCAUAAGGCCGACGGCAGUCUUUUCGACUCUGAGAUCGUGGCGAGGUGGAAUGCAGACUUUGGCGAUGUCUUGAGUCCAAGUCCACCUUGUAGCAACACCCGAGCUGCACCCGUACCUGCUCAAGCAGCACAAUCAUAACCCACCAUGAACAUACGAUUAAUUCAUCUUUUUGUAAAUCAUAGACGAUUUUCCAUUUCCAUGCCAUGCAAAGCCAUUGUAAA
Cryptococcus deneoformans JEC21 is the source of this 703-nucleotide messenger RNA. RefSeq lists its product as hypothetical. The record is from RefSeq and is a predicted model, not a curated record. Lineage: Eukaryota; Fungi; Basidiomycota; Tremellomycetes; Tremellales; Cryptococcaceae. The coding region runs from base 72 to 620 and encodes 182 amino acids. The transcript is spliced from 3 exons.